CUUCUGCCCCUUCUCAUCCCUUGGUCCUUCCCCUCCUGCCUAGAGAGCUGGGAUAGACUGGACACGCGAGAGUAUGUCUACUGCCCCUGACGCUCCGACGAGUCCCUUCAAGGAGAAGCCUCCUCUCAGUCCGACAGGAUCUGUUGAAGAACAGAAAUUGGGAUAUAAUGACACCAAGGAGCAGAGUGUUCACGGCCCAGCGGACGUAGAUGAGGUGUUCGAGGAUGUUAGGACAAUCGAUCUCGAUGAGACUGGGAACGAGAGACCUAUCGACACGGAGCAGGACUAUGCACUACGUCUAAUCUCACUUGAAGACGAUCCGACUCUUCCUGUGUUUACGUUCAGGUCGAUGUUCCUUGGCACCGGUCUAGCAUGUUUCGGUGCAGUUCUUGGACAGCUUUUUUAUUUCCGUCCUCAGACUGUCACCGUCAGCAGCCUUUUCCUUCAGAUUAUCGCCUUCAUACUUGGUAAAAUUCUGGAUCAAGCCAUUCCAGGCCCUGGAGUCUCCGCUAAGAUCAAGACAAGAGAUAACGCUUUCUGGCGCUUUAUGAACCACGGACCUUUCAACCUGAAGGAGCAUGUUGCAAUCACGAUCAUGGCCUCAACGGCCUCCGACUCUGCACUGGCGAUUUCAAUCUUCGCCGCUCAAGAUCUGUAUUACAACGUCAGACCCAAUGCCGCAGUCGGCAUUUUCACUCUUAUUGGAUCACAACUCAUCGGUUAUGGUCUUGCGGGCCUUGCGCGCCAAUACCUUGUGUACCCCACCUGGGCCGUCUAUCCGCACAUCAUCCCACCUGUCCAGCUCUUCGACGCCAUGCAUCGUGGGCAAGGUUUGUUCCUCCAGAAGAAACGCGUACGAUUCUUCUGGACCGUUUUUGUGGCGAUCUUCAUUUGGGAGUGGUUCCCUGAGUACAUUGCGCCGACUCUGACGGGAGUUAGUAUCUUCUGCCUUGCAAAUCGGCAUAGCGCUUGGUUCACGAGGAUAUUUGGUGGUGCUGCGGGUAACGAAGGGCUCGGAACGUUUGCUCUCUCAUUCGACUGGAACUAUGUCGGUAGUGGAGGCAGCGCCAUUGGAUCUUUGUUCACUCCCCUCUCGACUCAGAUGUCGCUGUAUGCUGGAUGCGCGGUUUGCAUGAUCGCGUUCUGUGCCUGCUAUGCAAACAACAUCUGGAACGCCCAGAAUUUCCCAUUCUUGACCCAGCUGCUGUACUAUGAGAACGGAACCGAGUACGAUCAAUUGAGGAUUCUGAACGACGACUUCACGCUUAAUAGCACAAAGCUCGAGAUCGAGGGCCUCCCUUGGUACGCAGCAUCGCAGUUGCUCUACAAAGUCAGUCGAACGAUGUAUAUCGGGGCCGCUGUGACGCAUUUUGCCCUCUGGCACGCCAAGGAUGUGUGGGAGAUAGUCAAGAAUGCUUCAACCCACGAGUGUGAUGAUGCCCAUUACAAGAAAAUGAAGGUUUACAAGGAAGUCCCUUGGUACUGGUAUGGUGGCAUCUUUAUCAUUUGCUUUGCCAUAGCACUGGGAACAUCUUACGGUGCCAAGUCGGGCAUGCCUUGGUGGGCUUUGAUUGUUGCUCUCAUCAUUACUGCGGUCUUUUUGCCGGUCAUUGGCACAUUGUACUGCACCGUUGGUUAUCAGCCGUCGAUCGAGAAUUUAGUCCAGAUGGUGGGCGGUGCUAUUAUCCCAGGAAAGCCCGUAGCAAACAUGUACUUCACGUUGUAUGGUUACCAAACGUACACUUUGACCUUGAAUCUACUUCGGGACCUCAAAAUGGGUCAAUACACGAAACUUCCUCCUCGAGCCACUUUCGCGUUCCAAACAAUGGGCGGUAUAAUUGGAGGCUUGCUCAACUACGCCAUCAUGAAGAGUGUUCUGGCUUCUAACCGGGAGAUCUUGUUGGACGUUCAAGGAACCAACGUUUGGUCUGGGCAGCAGGUUCAAUCAUACAACAGUGAUGCCAUUGCCUGGGGCGCACUCGGGAAACCCCUUUAUACUCCAGGUUCACGCUACGGAUUCGUUCCGUGGAUGAUUAUCGCCGGUUUGGGUUUCCCAAUCCCAACCUAUUUACUUCACAAGAAGUAUCCCAAAUUCGGAUGGAACAAGAUUUUCACGCCAAUAUUGGUGGCCGAACUAGGAUUUCUGUCCGUUGGUAUCAAUUCCAGUGUCUUCACUUCCUUCCUUGUUGCCAUCUUCUCCCAAUGGUACCUUCGCAAAUACCGCCCGAGAUGGUUCCGCAAGUAUAACUUCCUUCUCAGCGCAGCGUUGGAUGGCGGUACUCAGGUGAUGGUUUUCGUCUGGUCGUUCGCUGUCGGAGGGGCUUCUGGCAACGCUGUCGAUUUUCCCAACUGGGCCCUUAAUCCCAAGGGUAACCCAGACUAUUGUUUGCGGCUUACAUGAGUGGCUUUCUGUUCGCGUGAGUCGAUUGUUGAGCGAUUUUUUUGGGGUUAUUAUGCCGGCGGACGCCUGGAUCUAUGUCCAUGUCUAAGAGAAGUACACAAGUAGCAUUGAAGCUACAGGAGAAACUGUAAUUGGUUCCAUUCAGUGC
Heterobasidion irregulare TC 32-1 is the source of this 2549-nucleotide messenger RNA. RefSeq names its product oligopeptide transporter. The coding region runs from base 74 to 2401 and encodes 775 amino acids. The record is from RefSeq and is a predicted model, not a curated record. Gene Ontology annotation, molecular function: oligopeptide transmembrane transporter activity. Gene Ontology annotation, biological process: transmembrane transport. The transcript is spliced from 24 exons. NCBI's taxonomy places the organism in Eukaryota, Fungi, Basidiomycota, Agaricomycetes, Russulales, Bondarzewiaceae.